This is a messenger RNA of Adineta steineri, 258 nucleotides long. Lineage: Eukaryota; Metazoa; Rotifera; Eurotatoria; Adinetida; Adinetidae. The record is from the annotation of a GenBank genome assembly.
AUGUCUACAUUACAUAAAAGAUUUGCUCGUAAAUAUCCUAAUGGUUCGAAAAAAGAAAAUCGACCAAAUACAAAAUUACAACAACAACAAUUAUUAUGUCAAUCAAUGUUUCUUGAUUCAUCAGAUCAAUCUCGAGCAUUGUACUAUUUAGGUUUAACAUAUCAUUUAAAAGCAAAAGAAUUACUCACUUCAUCAAGUGGUUUACUUACUGAUGAUAUACGAACAUUACUUAAUAAAUCAAUUGUCUAUUAUGAGUAA